CGAACUUCGAGCGAUUACUCCGUUACCGUGGUGACGCAAUACGAGGGUCACCAAGGGCAACCGAUCACGGCGACCGCGCGCACCGGAGACCUAUCGGUGCAGACACGCCUAAGGGUGCUCGACGAAGGCCUCUACUCGCUGAGGGUGACGUGGGACCCUCCCGCGUCUCCCGUGCAGGGAUAUCGCCUGACGAACUCGCCGCGCGACUCGCGGUUGGGACCCCCGCAAGAGAUGAAGCUGGCGCCUGGAGCGACGUCCCACCUGCUGGACGAUCUUCGGCCGGACACGGAAUACGUGGUCUCCUUGUAUGCGCUCGCCACGUCGGGCAACCCCGAGGGAGCGCUCACGGCAUCCGGCAGGACCCUGAGGCUGGAGGGCGUGAGGCGGCUGCUGCUGCAGAACGUGACGACCAACUCGAUGAGGGCCUUGUGGGAGCCGCUGCGGGGGGCCACCGGGUACCGGCUCACCUGGGGAGCCACCGAGGGAGGGGAUAGGCAGAGCGUGACCGUCGAUGGCUCCUACUCCACCUUCCUCUUGCCGGGCAUGAGCACCGGCAGUGAAUACCAAGUGUCCAUCAACCCCGUGUACGGCAGCGUGGAGGGGCCCGUGGUGACGGCGAGCGCAACCACGCUGUCGUCAGGCGUGGUGCAGGACCUGCGCGUAACCAGAGUCACCUCGAGCUCUCUGCGCCUGGCGUGGACGUCUCUGCCCGGUGCCACGGGCUACAGCCUCAUUUGGGGGCCCACCAACGGAGGCCAGGCUGGCCGGCGCCGCUCCCAGCAAGUGGUACUGCCCGGCACGGCCUCCAGCCACGAGCUGCUGGGCCUCUCUCGCGACACGGAGUACGUGCUCACCCUGCAUGCCACCUUUGGCGAGACCCAAGGGCCCGGCUCCCCCACCACGGCCCGCACCGUCACCGCGGAUGAUGCGGAGGCGUCGCUCCCGCUGUCGGUGUCGGACCUGCGCGUGUUGGAGGUGAAGAGAAGCAGCGUUCGCAUUGGGUGGAGCGGCGUCUCACGAGCCACGGGCUACCGGAUCACGUGGGGCCCGGCCUCCGGCGGAGCGGAGCUGGUGCGCAUGGUGCGCCCCAAGGUCACGUCGUACGCCAUCGACGGCCUACAGGAGGCGACCGCGUACACCGUCGGGGUGACGGCAAUGGCGGGCCGGAGGGAGGGCGCUUUGGUCACCAUCACCGUCACCACAGGUACAGGUGAACGCCUGGAUGUGCCGUCGCAAGGAUCAGACGUUGGUUCAGUUCGGAACCUCCGGAUUGUGGACAGCGGGAGCCAGCAUUUGCGAGUGAGCUGGACCAGACUGGCCCAGGCUUCUGGCUACAGGCUCAGCUGGAGAAUUACAGACGGGGGCCCCGAGUCGAGCCGCACGCUGCGCCCGGACGCGACGACGUUCGUGGUCGACGGGCUGCAGCAGGGCACGACCUACACGCUCUCGCUGGUGGCGCUCGCCGGAGGCAGGGAGGGGGCGGCAGCGACGCUGAUUGCGAGGACGCAUGGAGGCGGCGUGGAGGCUGGUGGCGAUGCGGAGUUUCUGGCGGUACAAGGGUUUCGGGUGUCCGACGCGUCAGCCGGAGUUCUGACGCUCACAUGGCAACCUCAGCGGCGAGCCUCUCAGUACCUCCUCACCUGGGCUUCAGAUGCCGGCGAGCAGUUCAGCACGUCUCUUGAGCCCAGCGUGACCAUGCACAAGGUGACGGGCCUUCUGGGCGGCCGCGUCUACACGUUCACCAUCCUACCCAUGUUCCCCAACGGGCAUGGUCUCCCCUCCACGCUCACCCAGCACACAGAAGGUUUCCAGGUCGUCGUUGGGCCCCCUGUAUUUGAAGACGCCGAGUCAGGUUUUUGGGAGGCGUGCCUCGGCCUGCAGGCCGACGUCGUCUUGCUCGUCGACGGAUCGGCCGCGGUCGGCGUCGGCAACUUUGAGCGCGUCAGGGAGUUCCUCGCCCGGAUGGUGUCGCUCUUCCCGAGGAUCGGCCCCAACGGCACGCAGGUCGCCGUGGCGCAGUUCAGCGACGACGUGACCGUGGAGUUCAACCUCAACGAGUACCGCGACAGGGGCCUGCUGGACCAGGCCAUCCGCGCGCUGCUUCACUCCGGCGGACCCGGCGUGCGCGCUGGCCGGGCGAUCGACUUCGCCAUACGGAACAUGUUUUCUCCACUGGCCGGCAUGCGCUCUCUCGUUCCCCGCAUCCUCGUUCUCGUGAUGGGUACUCCUUCACAGGACGACCCCUCGGGUCCCGUGAGGAACGCGGCGUCAGCCGGUGUGACAUUGUACCCCGUGGGCGUGGGACGCGUGGACGCAUCCCAACUCCGGAUCUACGUCCCGGACUCGCGUGUGGGCUUCACCGCACGCUCCUACGAUGAGCUCACAGCCGUGGAGGCCGCCCUCGUAGAGGCGAUCUGUGCCAGCGGGGGAGGGAACGGUGGCACUGGUGGAGGCCCUGUGGUUUACCCAGAUCCUCCAUCGGGCUGUCCUGCCCAAUGUCCAAGGGGAGAGAAAGGAGAAAUGGGCAGAAGAGGGAGGCCUGGUCAAGUAGGCUCCAGAGGAGAUCCGGGUCCUCAGGGUUUUCCUGGGAGCGGAGGCGAUGGAGGAAUCGUUUUAAAGGGACAGAAAGGAGAACAGGGUUUGGCAGGCCAGGAUGGGUUGCCAGGACAACCAGGGCGUUCGGGCAACCCUGGGCAAAGUGGACCUCAAGGACCCCCGGGGGCGACUGGUCCUCCAGGGACACCAGGAGAACCUGGGCGCCAAAGUCCACCCGGUUUGCCAGGGAUAAAAGGAGAAAAGGGUGAGCCGGGGGUCGUGGUGGAUGGCUCGGGAGGAGUAAUUGGCCGCAAAGGGGAGCCCGGCUCUCCGGGAAUUCCCGGGAAUUCGGGCCCCCAGGGAUUCCGUGGGGAACCUGGCCCCCCCGGACCUCAAGGGCCCCCCGGAGAAUCGGGCCUCUCUGGCAAGGGUGACAAAGGAGACAAAGGAGAGAGGGGACCACCCGGGUACGGCGGCGGCGGCGGCGAUGGCGAAGCCACUAAAGGCAGUCCGGGCCUCCCUGGAUCACCGGGCCCAACUGGACCCAGAGGAGAACCAGGACCACCAGGACUCAAAGGAGAAAAGGGUGGACCAGGCCUUGGUCUCCCUGGCCUCACUGGCCUCCCUGGCACAGACGGACAGACGGGUCCAAGGGGCCCUGCCGGUACUCCAGGCAUUAAGGGGGAUUCCGGUUCACCAGGAAACCCUGGGCCUCAAGGGGACAGAGGGGACAGAGGUCCGUCUGGUCCUCUCGGGCCAAAGGGAGAAUCGGGGAUUCCAGGACCUCAAGGACCCCAAGGACUUGCAGGUCUGCCAGGCCCUGCUGGUCCUCGUGGUGAAAAAGGAUCGUUGGGCUUCCCUGGAGAACCUGGCCCAACGAUAGCUGGGCUACCCGGUGCCAGAGGGGAGAAGGGUGACAUUGGUUUUCCCGGACCCCUGGGUCCCAAAGGGGAGAAAGGUGAAGCGGGAGAGAGGGGAGAAAAGGGCGUAACGGGGUUUGGUGUCCCUGGUCAGCCUGGGUCAAAGGGAGAGAACGGAGAGAGGGGUAACGUUGGACUGUCUGGCAGGCCAGGUGACAAGGGAGAUCCUGGCGCGAAGGGAGACAAAGGCGAGACCGGGCGACUGGGAAAUCCGGGGCAGAUUGGCAUGCGGGGAAAAGAGGGCGAAAAGGGAGAAGCAGGAGCGCUUGGACCCAAGGGUGACAUGGGACAGCCUGGGGCAGCGGGGAUCCGUGGAUUGCGGGGGCCAGCCGGCGUCAACGGACACAUCGGGGACAAGGGAGACAAGGGAGAGCCAGGUCCGGCGGGGAGCGACGGAACUUCAGGAGUAAAUGGAUCUAAGGGCAGUAAAGGGGACAUGGGCGAGCAAGGCGUGCCGGGUCCUCCUGGGAAAGUUAUUGAGGUUGAAAAGACCCUCGCGGGAGAUAAAGGCGACAAGGGGGAGCACGGGGACCCCGGAGAAAGUGGAAUAAAUGGCCAGAAGGGAGACAGAGGACCCAUAGGCCUUCCCGGGGACCGGGGACCAGAAGGUGUAGCUGGGCCUCCUGGAGUCAGGGGUGACCCGGGGGAGCGAGGAACUCAAGGCGAGAAGGGAGAGAGGGGGCAACCGGGUCUUGAUGGAAAGGAUGGCCUUGAUGGAAAAGAUGGCCCGCCUGGACCUUCAGGACCCCGAGGAGAUCCGGGCAAGCUGGGCGACCCCGGGAGAGAUGGGUUGCCUGGCCUGCGAGGAGAACCUGGAAUUCCUGGAGCAGUGGGGCCACCGGGAACUCCGGGAAUCAACGGGAAAGCGGGAGAAGAUGGAAAACCCGGUGAACCUGGAAAAGAUGGUGCUGAAGGGAGCCCCGGUGAAGAUGGGAAAAAGGGGGACAAGGGGGAGACCGGCACGCCGGGGCGAGAUGGCAGGGAUGGCUCCAAAGGUGAACGGGGAGAGGUGGGAUCCCCAGGAACUCAAGGAAUCCCGGGUUUCACUGGACCAGCAGGACCCCCAGGGCAGGUUCUUAUGGUGAAGGGAGACUACACUCAGACGCAAGGCUUGCCAGGGUCUGCAGGCGUCCCGGGCAUUCCGGGUGUUCCCGGUCCAAUGGGUCCACAGGGUGAUAAAGGAGACGCUGGAGAGAGGGGAGAAAAGGGUGUGCCAGGACUUGACGGAAAGCCUGGCAUGCAAGCCGAAAUGGAGGACCUGGAGUCAUUUUUCCUCUCCUACGGGAUUGGCAUGAAGUCUUUGAAGGAGACCCUGGAAAGGGGCGUCAUCGAUACAGGGGAUAAACGCCCAGGAGAUGUGGGCCCCCGUGGGGAAAAGGGCGACCGAGGGGAGCGAGGGGAACUGGGGCUUCGUGGCCCUCCGGGUCCAGAGGGCCCAGUGGGUUUGCCCGGGGAGCGUGGCUUGAAGGGCAGCCGUGGGGAAGGAGGUUUACCAGGACCCCCCGGGCCUCCCGGCUCCGUGCUCACGGAGCAAGGGCCCCAGGGCCCGGCCGGGUUUCCUGGAGAACCGGGAAAACCGGGCACGUAUGGCGCUCCGGGAAAUCCCGGCUUUCCGGGAGAAAAGGGAAACCCAGGCAGCAAGGGAGAAGCCGGUGAUAGAGGAGAGCGAGGAGACAUGGGGAGAUCUGGUCCAGAAGGAGCCUCUGGUCCACCUGGGCCUCCCGGUCCUCCAGGAAUACCGGCACCGGAAGGCUCUGGGUUGCUCCCAUACCCAGGGGAGAGUGGAUUCAUGGGUCCUCAAGGACCAAAGGGAGACACGGGGCCGCCCGGAUUGGUGGGAUCGCAAGGCGACAAGGGAGAGGUCGGGCAGAAGGGAGAGAAGGGAGACCGUGGCGAAAAGGGGGACAAGGGGAAAGAUGGCGAGGAGGGAAUGCCAGGUGACCCGGGGGACGAUGGGAAGGACGGCAAGCCUGGAUUUCCUGGCUUCCCAGGAGCACUGGGCCGCCCGGGAGCACCUGGAGACCUCGGCCCACCUGGUCCUGCAGGUCCUGCAGGUAUUGCAGGUCCCCCCGGUCCCCCUGGGCCAAAGGGAGCGAGUGGCCCUCAAGGAUUAACAACAGUGGGCCCACCUGGCCCACAGGGCGGCAGGGGUCCUCUCGGCUCCCCCGGGCCACCCGGCCCCCCUGGUCCUUCGGGUCCUCCCGGUCUCACAGGAAGAGAGGGAGAACCCGGAAAGCCAGGAUCUCCUGGAAGAGACGGCGUUCCCGGAGUGAGAGGAGAAGACGGGACGCCCGGAACGAUGGGCCCUCCUGGUCCCACUGGUCUCGCCGGAUUCAAAGGAGAACCCGGCUUCACUGGCCCUCCCGGUGUGUCUGUACCUGGAACGAUUGGACCUAAGGGAGACAAGGGGGAGCCAGGUGAUGUGGCUUUUGGGCCAACAGGGAUGAGAGGAGAGAAGGGCGAGCGGGGAGAAAAGGGAGACAAGGGACCGGAGGGAUUCAAAGGCGAUAAGGGUGAUGAUGGCGAAAAAGGAGAUCCAGGAGAAUCGGGAUUCAAAGGCCAACCGGGACAAAAGGGCGACAAGGGCGAGCCAUCUAUAGGAAUUCCCGGACCCAGUGGGCAACCUGGAUUCCCAGGGCAGAAGGGAGAAUCGGGUCCACCUGGCCUCCCCGGGGCCCCAGGUCCCCAAGGGAUCCAGGGAAAUUCCGGCCUUGCCGGGAUCCGUGGAGAGACUGGCGCACCGGGCCAGCUCGGUCCUCCGGGAGAGAAGGGUCCCCUUGGAUUUUCUGGCAGGGAUGGUGACAUGGGCCCGUCCGGCCCUCCUGGGCCCAUAGGGCCUCCGGGCCUUGCGGGCUCCAGGGGAGACAAGGGGGACAAGGGAGAGACUGGGGUAGGAACACCUGGACUGAGAGGAGAGAGAGGUGAACCUGGAAUUCGGGGAGAAGACGGAAGACCCGGAUUAGUCGGUCCCAAAGGUUCCAUGGGUCUCCCUGGUCUCUCCGGAGACAUUGGAACGAAGGGUGACGCUGGAAGUCCUGGGUCUAAAGGUGACAAGGGAAACUCAGUGGGUGUUGAAGGACUGCCCGGAGCGAGAGGCAACAAAGGAGAGCCAGGUGAACGUGGCUUCAAGGGGCUGGAUGGAGAGAGUGGAUUGAAAGGUGACUCUGGGAUGCCAGGGCAGAAGGGUGACAAAGGGGAACCGGGUCUACAGGGGUCAGUGGGAAUUUCCGGACCUAGAGGCCCACUGGGAGAGAAGGGUGAGCCAGGUGAAGUGGGCCUUCCAGGAGACCCGGGAGAGGACGGGAGGUACGGCAUCAACGGAACGAAGGGGGACAAGGGGGAGCGAGGCUUCCGUGGCCCAAAGGGCGACGUGGGCCUCAUGGGCGAAAAGGGGAAAUGUGGCAAUGAUGGAGUUAAAGGCGACAAGGGCAACUCGGGCCUUCCUGGGAGGAUGGGACUCCCUGGACCACGUGCUGACAGGGGGGAAUCGGGAGUCUCUGGAGCUCCUGGACAGCCCGGGUUGGAAGGAUUGCCGGGAGCGAAGGGAGACCGCGGUCGCGAUGGAGCACAAGGGUCGCAGGGCGAUCGUGGAGAAAAGGGCGACCGUGGUAUCAUUGGCAUGUCCGGGGCACCUGGGCCAAAAGGUUCGGAGGGACAGCCUGGCCCAUCUGGCCCCCCUGGGCCUCCCGGGCUCCGUGGCCUUGAAGGAAUUCAAGGCCAGAAGGGUGAUCGGGGUCCGGCUGGACAGGGGAUGAGUGGCCCUCGUGGUGUCCCUGGAGUUCCUGGUGAGAGGGGAGACCCUGGAGAUUUUGGAGUGGACGGCUCGAAGGGGGACAAGGGUGACGCUGGGCUAAACGAAUUGGCAAUUCGAGUUUUUAUUCGCCAGGAGAUGGGCAAGCAUUGCGCUUGCGGAGUGGCUGUUGCACGAGGAGACAACAUUGACUCCCUUGCGAACAACAUAAGCCCUAUGUCGAAGAACAACAAGCAUUCGGACUACGAGGACACGCUCGUCGAGGAGGACAGCUGGGACGACUCGGACAUGGAUUACGACUACGAAGCGGAAAAGACGACCCAGACGCCUCGAAGACUCAAGAGGGAGUCGAUCGACGUGGAAGGAGGCCCCUGCUCGCUGCCCCUAGAGGAGGGCAGCUGCUCGCGCUACACGAUGCGCUGGUACCACCACGGAGAGUCCGGCCAGUGCCGACCCUUCAUCUACAGCGGCUGCGGCGGCAACAGCAACAGCUUCCUCAGCCGCCAGCAGUGCCGAGAUCGGUGCUCACCCCCCGGCACCGACCAGCACGAGGUGGCGCAACCUGAAGAAGAUGAACGUCUGUCACCAUGACGACCUGGAAGAUGAUGUCGGAGAAAUUGUUACUUGUAGAACAUUAAUAACCACUUACUGCAUGGGUGUAAGAUUGUUGUCAAUGUUUUACAUUUAUAUAUAUAUAUAUAUAUUUGCAUAUAUGGGCUGUGUAUAUCAAUAUAUGGGCUGUGUAUAUCAAUAUAUGAGCUGUGUAUAUCAAUAUAUGGGCUGUGUACAUAUAGCAAUAUAUGGGCUGUGUAUAUCAAUAUAUGGGCUGUGUAUAUCAAUAUAUGGGCUGUGUAUAUCAAUAUAUGAUGUUUUUUGUCAGUAUACAACAUCCCAAUAGUGCUAUAAGGGACACGGACAUUCAAGUGUCGUUAUACCACGAGAAUAAAGAUUUAUUUUGUUUAAUGUUAACGGAAACACUUGUCCAUAAAUGUGUCGUUAAACCCGCCACCACCCGACACAGCCAACUAGAAAGGUUUGUCACGUAAAGAGAACAUGCCAAUU
Petromyzon marinus (sea lamprey) is the source of this 8268-nucleotide messenger RNA. Lineage: Eukaryota; Metazoa; Chordata; Hyperoartia; Petromyzontiformes; Petromyzontidae. The record is from RefSeq and is a predicted model, not a curated record.